Heterobilharzia americana is the source of this 886-nucleotide messenger RNA. The record is from the annotation of a GenBank genome assembly. Lineage: Eukaryota; Metazoa; Platyhelminthes; Trematoda; Strigeidida; Schistosomatidae.
CCGAUUAUUAGUUUGGAAGGCAUCAUUUUACUACUUCUUUUCUCUUUAUUCCAAGUUACCUCACAAAAACGGUAACAAUACCAACAUAGUUUCCUUUUCAUUCACAAUAUAAGAUAUACAGGAUAGUAAAAGAUACUUUAUUAAUUUAAGCAACAAAAAUGCCUGUAAAAAUGACCACAAUACAAGGACAUUUAACUUCAUUCUCUCACACCAUGAAUAAAUUUAAAGCAAUGGACAAGGCGAAUAAUCCACAAGGUGUUAAACCAAACUUUGCCUCUGGCGGUAAGGGCGGACAACCUAAUGCAAAACAAAUUAUGCUUGAUUGGUGUCGAGCUGCAACUAAAGGAUAUGAGGGCGUGGAUAUACAAAACUUUGGAAGUAGCUGGGGUGAUGGUUUAGCAUUCUGCGCAUUAAUUCACCAUUUCUAUCCGGAUUCAUUCGACUUUUCUACCUUAGAUCCAAAAAAUAAACGAGCUAACUUGGAAUUAGCAUUUGAAAAAGCUGAAAAACUUGGUAAUGUUGCUCCACUACUUGAUAUUGAAGACCUAAUGCGUAUGAAAGUACCUGACUGGAAAUGUGUUUUUACACAAAUCCAAUUGUAUUAUCGAAGAUUUCAUUUAGAGGAGGGGAAAAAUGCAACUGUUCCCCCGACUGGUAUCCUUUCUAAGGCUGCUCCACAAACACAGAAAUCAGAAAAUGAAUAAUCAUGUGUAUGGUUAUUUAGAUUGAUAAAUGUAUCUUAAACAAGAGGAAAAUGAAGUUUGAUUUUCAAUAUACACUCAAAUGAUAUUCUUAAUGGAAAUGAAAAGCUUUUAUUCCUGAAAUUUAUUUCACUAGUCUGUUUUGUAUCGUUCAGUGAUACAUCAAUAUUUGCUUUGCCAUUUAC